AUGAGGUAUGUAUCGAACAUCAAGGAAACGGGUUCGAUUCCCGCCGGAGAACAGCCGGAGAACAGUCAGAGAACAGCCGAAGAACAGCCGGAGAACAGCCAGAGAACAACCAGAGAACAACCAAAGAAAAUCCGAAGAACAGCUGGAGAACAUCCGGACAACAUCCGGAGAACAGCCAGAAAACAGCCAGAGAACAGCCAGAGAACAGCCGGAAAACAGCCGCAAAACAUACGGAGAACUGUCGGAGAACAGCCGGAUAAUGGCUGGAGAACAGCCCGAGAGCAGCCGGAGAACAGCCGCAGAUCAGCCGAAGAACAGCCGGAGAACAACCAGAGAACAACUGAAGAGCAUCCGGAGAACAUCCGGAGUAUAGCCAGGAACAGUCGGAAAACAGCAAGAGAACAGUCGGAGAACAGCCGGAGAAUAUCUGGAGAGCAGCCGGAGAACAGCCGGAGAACAGCCGGAGAACAGCCGGAGAACAGCCGGAGAACAGCUGGAGAACAGUCGGAGAACAGCCAGAGAUUAGCCGGAGAACAGCCAGAGAACAGCUGGAAAACAGCCAGCGCACAACCGGAGAACAACCGGAGAACAGCCAGAGAACUGCUAGAGAACAGCCGGAGAACAGCCGGAGAUCAAACUGUCGGAGAACAGCCAGAUAAUGGCUGGAGAACAGCCCGAGAGCAGCCGGAGAACAGCCGCAGAUCAGCCGAAGAACAGCCGGAGAACAACCAGAGAACAACUGAAGAGCAUCCGGAGAACAUCCGGAGUAUAGCCAGGAACAGUCGGAAAACAGCAAGAGAACAGUCGGAAAACAGCCGGAGAAUAUCUGGAGAGCAGCCGGAGAACAGCCGGAGAACAGCCGGAGAACAGCCGGAGAACAGCCGGAGAACAGCCGGAGAACAGCCGGAGAACAGCUGGAGAACAGUCGGAGAACAGCCAGAGAUUAGCCGGAGAACAGCCAGAGAACAGCUGGAAAACAGCCAGCGCACAACCGUAGAACAACCGGAGAACAGCCAGAGAACUGCUAGAGAACAGCCGGAGAACAGCCGGAGAUCAGUUGGAGAACAGCCGGAGAACAGCCGGAUAAUAGCCGGAGAACAGUCGGAGAACAGUCGGAGAACAGUCGAAGAACAUCCGGACAACAUCCGGAGAACAGCCAGAAAACAGCCAGAGAACAGCCGGAAAACAGCCGCAAAACAUACGGAGAACUGCCGCAGAACUGUCGGAGAACAGCCGGAUAAUGGCUGGAGAACAGCCCGAGAGCAGCCGGAGAACAGCCGCAGAUCAGCCGAAGAACAGCCGGAGAACAACCAGAGAACAACUGAAGAGCAUCCGGAGAACAUCCGGAGUAUAGCCAGAGAACAGUCGGAAAACAGCAAGAGAACAGUCGGAGAACAGCCGGAGAAUAUCUGGAGAGCAGCCGGAGAUCAGCCGGAGAACAGCCGGAGAACAGCCGGAGAACAGCCGGAGAACAGCCGGAGAACAACCGGAGAACAGCCGGAGAACAGCUGGAGAACAGUCGGAGAACAGCCAGAGAUUAGCCGGAGAACAGCCAUAGAACAGCUGGAAAACAGCCAGCGCACAACCGGAGAACAACCGGAGAACAGCCAGAGAACUGCUAGAGAACAGCCGGAGAACAGCCGGAGAUCAGUUGGAGAACAGCCGGAGAACAGCCGGAGAACAGCCGAACAGCCAGAGAACAGCCGGAGAACAGCCGGAGAACCGCCGGAGAACAGCCGGAUAAUAGCCGGAGAACAGUCGGAGAACAUUCGGAGAACAGCCGGAGAACAUUGCCCCAGCCUUUCCGCUUCCAUUUUCCAAAAGGAUGACCAAAAUCAAUACGGGCUAAGCGAAGGUGCCACCUCAACUGGAUAUACGUCAGAUAAGCAACACGCCCCCGCCUUCAUCCACCCCGAAGAAGCUGAUGUAACAUUUUACCGGGCCAUUUAG
Molecule: messenger RNA, 1950 nt
Organism: Aedes albopictus (Asian tiger mosquito)
Lineage: Eukaryota; Metazoa; Arthropoda; Insecta; Diptera; Culicidae
Product: protein hsr-9-like
Exons: 4
Coding region: 1-1950 (649 amino acids)
Source: RefSeq, a predicted model, not a curated record